Messenger RNA from Alnus glutinosa, 2121 nucleotides. RefSeq lists its product as uncharacterized. The coding region runs from base 1 to 2121 and encodes 706 amino acids. NCBI's taxonomy places the organism in Eukaryota, Viridiplantae, Streptophyta, Magnoliopsida, Fagales, Betulaceae. The transcript is spliced from 5 exons. Gene Ontology annotation, molecular function: RNA-DNA hybrid ribonuclease activity; nucleic acid binding. The record is from RefSeq and is a predicted model, not a curated record.
AUGGAUAGUCGGUUGAAAGGGAAGGAGGGGUUUAUGGCUUUGAAACUAGACAUGAGUAAGGCUUAUCACCAUGUAGAGUGGCUUUUUCUUGAAGCCAUAUUGAUGAAGCUAGGCUUUGCAGAGAGGUGGGUACAUCUAUUGAUGACUUGUGUGAGAGGUGGUUGGAGAUCUUACAAGUAUCCCUAUUACAUGAGGGGGUGUACUCGGAUAAAUCAUCUCUUUUUUGCAGAUGAUAGUUUGUUGUUUUGUCAAGCAAACUUAAGGGAGUGGGGUAAUAUUCAUUCUAUUCUUCGGAAUUAUGAAGAAGCUUCCAGCCAGCAAUUAAACCAGCAGAAAACUUCUUUAUUUUUCAGCCGGAACACACCUUCAGUGGACCAGGUUUCUAUCACUAGUGCAGCAGGUGUGAAUUCUACCAGUCGAUAUGAAAAUUAUCUUGGCUUACCUGCUCUAGUUGGAAGAUCUAGGAUCUCUAUCUUCAAUGGGAUCAAAGGGCGAAUAUGGAAUAGAAUAAACGGCUGGAAGGAAAAGUUCCUUACACAUGCAGGCAAAGAAGUAUUGAUUAAAGCUGUCUUGCAAGCAAUCCCUACUUACUCAAUGAGCAUUUUUCAACUCCCUAAAUCUCUAGUUAGGGAUAUAAAUACUAUGUUGAAUCGUUUUUGGUCGGGGUUCAAGGAUAACACUCAUAAGAUAGCUUGGAUGAGUUGGAAGGAUAUGGGGAAACACAAGACUUUGGGUGGAUUGGGUUAUAGGGAGCUAGAAAGUUUUAAUUUGUCCUUACUGGCCAAACAAGCUUGGAGGAUUGUUAAGUUUCCAGAUUCACUUGUUGCUAAGGUGUUUCAGGAAAAAUACUUUGCUGGUGGCAAUUUGGAUUCACAAUUGGGGAGUAGGCCUUCUUUUGCUUGGAGGAGCCUUUGGCAGUCUAGAGAACUUCUAUCAAAGGGGUUAAUGUGGAGGGUGGGGAAUGGUGCAAAUGUUAGAAUUUGGGGUGAUCGGUGGAUUAAUUCUACUACAACUCAUAUGAUUCAAGAUACAGUUCAGAUUCUACCUAUAACAGCAGAGGUAGAGGAAUUGAUUAACUUACAGGAAAAUUGGUGGAAUAUCCCCCUCAUCAAGCAGAUUUUUUCACCAACAACUGUGGAAAACAUCUGCUCAAUGGCGAUUUGUCCUCACUUGCUGCAGGAUCGGUUGGUAUGGGCUGAAACUCCUACGGGUGAUUUCUCUAUUAAGAGUGCAUAUCAUUUGGAUGUUAGAAGGCGGUCUAGCUCAGUCCCUAGCACUUUUGUUUCUGGUAUUCCUUCUCCCAUUUGGUCGGCUAUCUGGUCUUUGCAGGGAGCUUCACAUUACUUGGUCUCCACCUCCGUGGGGUUCAAGAUUAACUGGGAUGCGACUGUGGAUCGAAGGAAGAAGCUUAUUGGAAUUGGGUUGGUUGCCCGUGAUCAUUUGGGUGGAGUUUGUGGUGUUAUGUGUUCGACGGUGGCUUAUAUUUCGGAUUCAACCUUUGCUGAAGCACUGACAGCAAGGAAAGGUGUUGAGCUUGCACGAAGGCUGGGUAUUCGGUCAUUUACACUGGAGGGUGAUUCUAUGGUGAUUGUGGAGGAUUUGAAGAAGAGUGAUAUUUCUUCCAGUGUCUAUGGGGGAGUGGUUUGUGACAUUAUUUCUCAUCUCUCUGAUUUUGAGUUGCUUGAUUUUUCUUUUGUUCGUAGAGGUGGUAAUAGUGUAGCCCAUGAAGUUGCUAAGCUUGAUGUUUCUAUGUCUCUCCACCAACUGUGGAUUGACUAUUUUCCUAGUUCUUUGCCAGCAAUAGAUGGAGCCAAAACCCUUAAAGAGGGUAAGAGUCACUUAACAAAGAAAGAAUUUGUGGAUGAGAUGCUAGCUUUCAGGGUGGUGUUUGUACUGUUGGGGAAAGAAAGUACUAGUAAAGGAGUAGAGGUACCAAAACCGGUGAAAGAGCUAUUGAAGGACUUUGAUGAUACUUUUACGGAGGAAUUUAUGGGUUACAUGGAGGAGGCGAACAAGAACAAUGAUCAAAAUUUGGUUAUUGAUUAUUUGCCAAAGCUUGGCAUGGAGUUUGGUUCUGAACAAGAGGCAUACGAAUUCUAUAAUGAGUAUGGACGGAAUUAG